AUGCAUAGUGUAGCUUUAUUUGCCAACACAUAUUACUAUUCAGCCAACUGCAUCAAUCUGCUACUGCUCAACUGGUCUUAUUCACACGUAAUAGGGUACUCAGAUAGACCUACAUCAGGUAAAUCGACAGAGCGAAAAUCCCCCAAGUACACCAAUGAUGAGCUUAAAAAGUUCGCCAAUGAGUUUCCUGAACUCAGAACUGUCGUGGGGGAUCAAGGCGACUAUCAUCAGGGGACCACUGAUGAGUAUCAAUCCGUCACCGACGACCUGGAGCCUGGCAGUACAGACAAACCCACUGCUAUAGAGCGAGUUAGAGCCCAGGGCGAAAAAUGA
Molecule: messenger RNA, 333 nt
Organism: Trichoderma atroviride IMI 206040
Lineage: Eukaryota; Fungi; Ascomycota; Sordariomycetes; Hypocreales; Hypocreaceae
Source: RefSeq, a predicted model, not a curated record